GGUCGGGGGGUCAGCUCCACCCUAAAAUACAUCGUAGGGGCCCAUUGACCAGUCAGGGCCCGGCUCAGAGGGUCAGACCCGCCCGGCCGGGUCCCGUUCCAAUGAUGCCGACGGAGUACUCCUGCUAAGUUCAGUAAGUAGCUUCCCCGUCCACUGUGCUUUCCUCAUUCGAUUCCUCGAUCGUCAUGGGUCAGAUCCGGCCACCUGGACAGUGCCGUGGGCACUUGACUUCCUCUGCGCUGAUGGCUCGCCUCCUCAACUUGGCCGUUAGCAGCAACGGCCGGUCGAAGGGCCCACGAAUGAAUUGCCGGGACUUCUGCAGAAGGGUUCUAGAUGGCUCUCCGGCCUCCCUGCCAAUGACAGGUCUGAGGGUUGCCAAUCUCUCGCCAAUAACAUUGACUGACCCUUCCCCCCGGGGGACUUUCUGCAGCCGGCACUUCGGCCCAAACCACUGGGUCCGUUGCUUUUGUUGGCACUGCAUAAGGCAACUGAUAGACCAGACCCAUCCUCCGUAUCUGAUGAUUGCCGAACGUAUACGGGAAUGGAAACCGGCAGGUAUCAUCCAAUUGCUCCCAGCAGAUGGGAUGCCGAGGCGACCCAGGAUGCUUGGGCCUGCUGCAGAGAACUUUCUGCUUGGCCUAAACGGCCCAUGCCGUGAAGACAGUCUUUUGAUCAUGACUGCUAGACGGUUCGCCCAAUCCUGUCACGACUAGUCCCUUGCGGGGUCUGCUCGCUUCCCCUAAGAGGCAAUACCCUCUGCUUACCUAGGCAGAGGUCGAUGGCUAUCAGUUCCUUUUCCCUGGCGGUCAAUUGGCGAG
This is a messenger RNA of Aspergillus ibericus CBS 121593, 818 nucleotides long. RefSeq lists its product as uncharacterized. The record is from RefSeq and is a predicted model, not a curated record. The transcript has a single exon. The coding region runs from base 186 to 713 and encodes 175 amino acids. Lineage: Eukaryota; Fungi; Ascomycota; Eurotiomycetes; Eurotiales; Aspergillaceae.